AUGGCGAUGAACAUGGCGGAAUUGAAAGAAUUUGAUGUCAUUCGUGUGGCCAGAAGCGAUGGGUCGGAUACUGGACCAGGCUACUGGCCGGUCACCACCGCGAACGCAACGACUGCGACCAAAAAGACAAAAGACAUGGCUGCUGCUGCUGAGAAAACACCGAGGACCAAACCUCAGAUGGUCCGACUAGCGGAAGAUGACCCAAGAUUCACCGAGUGGAAAGUCAAACUCGGUAUUCUUCUCAAGCAGGAGCUAUGUCCAAAUCCCGAUGAAGGAAAUCCGUGGCUCGUGAAUUUCCCACGGGGGUACUGGCUCUAUGAGAAAUCCAAGCACCUUUGGGUCUCUGGUUACCCAAUCAAGGUGAAGCUUUUCAAGAGCCCGCAGGAAUUUGCUGUCCAUCUGAUUUGGCUACUUUCGACGUCGAUGGACUACCGAGACUGUUGCUGUGCGCACUGUAACGCCGCAAACAUACUCAAGGGAGGCGUCUCUGCUGAUGACGGGUUGAUCAUCACACAUGAACCUCCCAAGGUUGACAAGAUGCCACCUAGAGUAACACCCGUGCCCCUACCUCCGAUGCCUGGACAGGUACCUCAGAAGUCUGGCAACGCCGUACCUCGUUCUGUAUCCGCACAAUCUACGCCGGCUGCUACGGCGCAGAAUUCUCCAGCUCCCACGCCAAUCUCUACCGCCGCAGCUACGGUACAGCAAUUUCAGCAACCACCGCAGGCUCGGCCUCAAGAACAUGUCAUCCAACCGCAACCUCAACCUCAACCUCAACCACACCCACAACAACUGCAACCUCAAACCCAGCCUCACCCUCAUCACCAGCAACCACCGCCACCGCCACCGCAAAUACAGCAAGCACAAACUCAACCACAAGUACAGCAGCAGAUUCAACAACAGCCCCCCCAUCUUGCUCAAGCACAACAGCAGCCUAUUCAAUGGUCAUUAAGAUCAUCAUUAUUGUUCCGAUCUGGCGAGCUUGUAUGGUACCAGAAUGGCAGUACCUGGCGUCUUGGAGUUAUUGCUUCUUCUUCUAAUGGCCAGCAUGAGGUUAUGCCCAUUGGCCAUGGUGCUAUCAAACAAAAUAACGUAACAAAGACGGAUGGAGACAUGCGGCCUUUUUAUGCCUUUACCGUCCCACCCGUUGCCUUGGCCGAAUUGAAGGAAAAGGCGUUUGACGGUGUUUCGUGGGAGUCUCUUAUCCAGAGUACAGUAGACGGGAACGGACGUGAGCUGAUUGCACUUGAUGCUUCCAAAAUGGCAGCCGUUAAGAUCGAUUAUUCGUACUCACUAUGGUCCAAGCAUAUAGAAGACCCAAAAAGCAAGACUGUUACUUACUACGGUUGUUUCUUUGGAGCUGAGCGGGUCGAGCUUGGAGACGCCAUGCGGCUUAAAACGCUGCCGGCCGAGCUCAACAUUCCGGCCGAGACAUGCGUUCUAGGUCUGCUUUUUAUCUAUACUAGGAAAGAAUCCCCCGGCGCCGUCUUCUUCCGCGGUCAUGUUUACCAGCUCGUACCUGAAAAUCACCCAAACAUAGUCCGGGACGAACAUCUUCCCGUUGCGUUGCGGAACGAGAGUCAGUGGCGUCGUUCGGUAGGAGCACAGCGCUGGUGCUAUGCGCUGGUCAAGGAGAACGUUGUGUUCAAGGAGCAGUCGAUUAGAGGUCGAUUCUACCCAACUCAUCGUCUCAUGCCAAUCCUCAACCCGGCUGAAUUCCAGAGCUCGAUUGAGCAGCGCCGAGUUGACGAACAAUACGCCCAUCUCAAUAAUCGCAUGGAUGGAGCGGGGCGAUAUCUUGGCCGCAAGAUCAACCGACUCGAUACCCUUGGGGCUUCGGUGGCCCAUACAGCCAGGAUCAGUUUGGAGUCAUUCAUCAAGGAAGGGGAUCAGCCGGUUGAAUAG
Molecule: messenger RNA, 1905 nt
Organism: Fusarium coffeatum
Lineage: Eukaryota; Fungi; Ascomycota; Sordariomycetes; Hypocreales; Nectriaceae
Exons: 2
Coding region: 1-1905 (634 amino acids)
Biological process (GO): silent mating-type cassette heterochromatin formation
Cellular component (GO): SHREC complex; rDNA heterochromatin
Source: RefSeq, a predicted model, not a curated record